Molecule: messenger RNA, 7431 nt
Organism: Archocentrus centrarchus (flier cichlid)
Lineage: Eukaryota; Metazoa; Chordata; Actinopteri; Cichliformes; Cichlidae
Gene: pik3r2
Product: phosphoinositide-3-kinase, regulatory subunit 2 (beta)
Exons: 16
Coding region: 803-3013 (736 amino acids)
Biological process (GO): phosphatidylinositol phosphate biosynthetic process; insulin receptor signaling pathway
Cellular component (GO): phosphatidylinositol 3-kinase complex
Molecular function (GO): protein binding; 1-phosphatidylinositol-3-kinase regulator activity
Source: RefSeq, a predicted model, not a curated record
UCCUUCCCUGCGCCGUGCUGAGCUGGAAAAUGGCUGUGUGCUGGAGAAGAGAGUUAUGAACGGGAAAAGAAAGAACGAGCGAAGAAAAGACACCGAAGUAAGACGCGAACCAAAGAGCUUUCUAGAAAUUUAACCCUCACCGAGAAGUUGUUGCCUGCAGACGAGCCACCACACAGACUCCUGUCUGCGACUUUUGCUGCGAAGCCCCCCAAAAAGUGCGGAGAGUCGAGAAAUAUCCGCGGGUUGGUCGUUAUUCCUGUCCUGAACAUGUGGGAUAACUGAAAGAGAGGAUUAAAGACCUUCCCACCCUGGCACUCGUCCUCCAAUCAGGUCACUUGAUUUGACCGUGGAGAGCCAACGACACAGGGCCCAUCAGUGGGAAAAUCCUUUUCCAGGCUGUUACAGUAGCACCCAGCCAGCAGGUUUUUGCUGCUUGAAAAAGCAUGUUGCCAACGCGCUCCCUCUGCUCCAUCAUCUGGCUCAACCGGGGUAUCAAGCUGAGGAAAGUGCACCAGUCCACCAACACCGGUCAGGUGUAAAGCCACUGCAGACAUAACAGCAGCAGAGCACCUCAUUAUUAACUUUUAAAAAUGCUGCUGAGCUUCGGGUGACUUCCCCUCCUCCUUUCGUCCCCCCGACCCUCUAAGCCACUGUACCAACACCGGACUUUAGUAACUCAGCCACAAUUUUGGUUUCAGAGGUGGAUUUUUGUCUAGCCUAACCCUGUUGUUACAGCGGGACUCGGGCUGAAACAUCUAAUCCUCUAAGCCGUGGCCAUUUUACUUUUUGCCUCUGUCACAAAAUGGCGACGGAAGGUUUCCAGUACCGUGCCCUCUACACAUUUACCAAGGACCAGGAAGAGGACUUGGAUCUGCAGCCUGGAGACCUCCUUACAGUCAGCAAGGCCUCUCUGAUGUCCGUGGAGAACUACCAGGAGGGCUGUGCGGAGCAUCCUGAGCAUCUGGGCUGGCUCCUCGGGUACAACGAGCGCACCAAGCAGAGAGGCGACUUCCCGGGGACGUAUGUUGAGUAUGUGGGCCCCAUUAAGAUGGUACUCCCAUCGACUCAACCAAGGUCCCAGCGACCCCUCCCUGCUGCACCCAGACCAGAGUCACCUCAAGCUGUUCCUGUGCCGGACCUGAGCGAGCAGUUCACACCACCAGAGACGGCUCCCCCAGCCCUCGUCAGCCUCAUCCAAGCCAUAGAAAAGAGAGGUCUUGACUGCAAGACAUUGUAUAGGACACCUAGCUCCUCAGGUUCAGAUAGCCCAGUGUACAGCCUGUGCUCUGAGAAUGACAUGGUUCAGAAGGAUGUAGGCUUCCUAUCUGAGAGUGUCCUGCAAUACCUGAGAGACCUUCCAUCACCUGUCAUCCCUGCCUGUAUCUACCCUCACCUACAAACUGCACUCAUGCAGCAGCAGCAGGCCCUACAGCUGUCAGCAGAUGGUGCAGUAGCUGGAAGCCAUGACAGAGAGGUAAGCCUGGUCCUUGAGAACUCCACCACCGUCCCUCUCCAUCACCGUCUCACCCUGCAGUACCUCCUCACGCACCUGGUCAAGGUCACUCAGGCUCAGGCAAGCAGUGGCCUGGACACACACACGCUGGGAAUGAUCUUUGGCCCUCUGCUGAUCCGGACAGGUCCUUCUACUGCUUGGUUUCCAGUGGAUGAGGAGUUCCCCACCUUGGUGGUAGAGAAGCUGUUGAUAGAAAGAACCACAGAGCAAGACCUCACUCCUCCGGUUCUUCCAGCAAAGCCUGUGAAGUCAAAAAUGCCACCAUCAGCCAUGACAGAUACAAGCAGCCUGCUGAACGAUGCUGAGUGGUACUGGGGAGAAAUUUCCAGAGAGGAGGUGAAUGAGAAAAUGCGAGACACUCCAGACGGCACCUUUCUGGUCCGAGAUGCUUCAAGUAAACUGGAGGGCGAGUACACUCUUACACUCAGGAAAGGGGGGAACAACAAGCUUAUAAAGAUUUAUCACAGAGAAGGGAGGUACGGUUUCUCAGAGCCUCUGACCUUCCUGUCUGUAGUGGAGCUCAUCAAUCACUACCGCCACGAGUCACUGGCCCAAUACAACGCCAAGCUGGACACAAAGCUUCUGUAUCCCAUCUCCAAAUACCAGCAGCUGGUGAAGGAGAACAGUAUAGAGGAGGUUGGAGAACAACUGAAGAUCUAUCAUGAGCAAUACCAGGAGAAGAGCCGCGAGUACGACUCUCUGUAUGAGGAAUACACACGCACCUCACAGGAGCUGCAGAUGAAACGCACAGCCAUCGAAGCCUUCAACGAGACCAUCAAGAUCUUUGAAGAGCAGUUUGAGACUCAGGAGCGGUACAGCAAAGAAUCUUUGGAGCGAUUCCAGCGCGAGGGCAACGAAAAGGAAAUACAAAAGAUCCAGAGCAACUCAGAGCGUUUGAAAUCUCGUGUGAAGGAGAUCCAUGACAGCAAGCGUAAGCUGGAGCAGGACCUGAGACAGCAGGUCUCUGAUAACAGAGAGAUUGACAAGAAGAUGAACAGCCUCAAGCCAGAUCUCAUGCAGCUUCGCAAGAUCAGGGACCAGUACUUGAUAUGGUUGACGCAGAAGGGGACAAGGCAGAAGAAGAUCAAUGAAUGGCUGGGCAUAAAGAAUGAUGCUGAUGACUCCUACUCACUGGAAGAGGAUGAGGGCUCACCCCACCAUGAUGAGUGUACCUGGUACGUGGGCGAUAUCAAGCGCACCCAGGCCGAGGAAAUGCUGAGAGGCAAAUGUGACGGAACCUUUCUCAUCCGUGAGAGCCAAUCACAGAAGGGCUCGUAUGCCUGCUCUGUAGUCGUGGAUGGUGACACCAAGCACUGCGUCAUCUACAAGACAGCCACAGGGUAUGGAUUCGCCGAGCCCUACAAUCUGUAUUCGUCCCUCAAAGACCUCGUGCUGCACUACAAAAAUGUCUCGUUGGUCCAACACAACGACCAGCUGAAUGUAAAUCUAGCCUACCCAGUCCUGGCCCGCUCCCAGAAUCAGAACCAGCACCACAGAUGAAUUAUUCACCAGCAGCAGAGGACACCCGCCAGAGUGGGAAAAUUAGACAAACACAAUUGGGGAAAAAAUGAGGAACUCUGCACAAUUCUUGCUCCUGUGGCAGGUAAACCGGACUCAAUAGCCAGGAAUAAAAAAACAAACAAAAAUGAUGUAUUUUUGGCCAGAGACUGAUGCCACUUUCCCACACCAACCUCAGUCCAGCAAAGAGCACUCCUAGUUAACAGCAUGGCUUCAUAAUAAGCACACUACUACUGAUAACGGGGCACUGUACAGUUAGCCUGACUGAUGCAGUCAGUGGUGCAUUAGCCAGGCCAUGCUGUCCAGUGUUAGUUAUGGAAAAAAAAGUGAGAAAUUCACAAUAAAAUUCACUUAUUCAGGAAAAAAAAAGACUAAAUCAAAGGAAGGCACGCAAUUAAAAAAAAAUUUUUUUUCCAAGAUCUCUGAAAAGUGGAGAGACCAGAUGGUGGGAUGAUGGUAAAAUUUACAGGAGGCAUGUUUGUUUUUGAGGGAAAUGGAGGGUGGGGUUGUUUUUUGGUUUUUUUGCCUUUAAUGCGAGCUAAAUGUCCACAGACAAAGGCCCGAUCUGUCAUUUCCAGACUGCCUGCAAACUCUCCAUAGACAAAAGCCUGAGCUGUCAUCCGCUGAAAUUACUGGCUUGCCUAAACCAGGCUGUCCACUUCACACCUAAAGGCAGCUGAGAAAAAAAAAAAAUGGGCUGGGUGAGUGUAGUCACUGGAGACUGAGGGGGAUACAGGGUGGAGGGGUUUGCUGUUUCAGGGGUUUUAAAACAGAUUGAUUCAAUUAAAAGCUUGCGUAAGUGCCAUAGUAAUAGCUUUGAAUGACCACAAGCCUGUGUCACUAGAAUAAGGGAGCACGUUGAGGUUACGAGGCAGAAGAAAGGGAGGGAGUAAACGGUUGUCGACAUAGACAAAGCUACAGCUUUAAAAAAAAUACAUACAUACAUACACAUAGGCAUAUUUUUUAUGAAAUGAUCUUCAUUUCCAACAGCUUUGGCUUUUUGCUGUCUUUCUCAGUGGGUGUCAUUUUGAUCUGACGAGGUACAAAGUACAGUAAAUGCUGUAUAACAGGAUAAAAAUGCAUGGUACAUAUUUGGUAUAUUGUGAAUAUAGAAUUACUUUUUAAUCACAAUACACUAGAUGGAGAGGUACAUUGAUAAAUGCAGUUCCACAUGAUUCAGGUUUCCUGUUAAAUGGAAAUGGUGGAAAUACUCCUGCGUCUCUUCGUUUCAGACGUCUGUCUUCAUCCUCUGUAAUACUGUAGCACCUGUAGCCAUUGACUUCAGGCACUGUUAGUGCUCCUCUUAUGUGUCUUGUUUUUGUAUGCUAAAGACACUUGCAGAGCAUCGACCUAUGUGAUUAUUGUAUCUUGGGUACUGUAUUUGCUUCAUCUCUAGUUAGAUUAGACUGUUUCCGUGGUACAGCAGCCUUUUGCAGAUGUUUGUUUUUUUGUUUUUUUGUUUUUUGGGGGGGGGGGGGGUUAUAUGCAAAUUUACUCAUGGUACUUCUUCUCUCUUGUGCUCGACUGUUCAUUUCAUCCUGAGCUUGACUCACAGAGCUGUAGAACAUUUAUGUACAAAAAAAAAAACAAAACAAAAAAAGGCAGUAAUAUAAUUCAUGUACAGUAUAUUUCAGACACACAUGCAGUCUGUGUAUGUGACUUUAUAAAGUUUCAUUGCUGUGUUUCUUCACGGAAAAUUUGCUAUGCUUUUAGAUUCUGUUUAAAGAUGCAAAUGAUCCAUCUUAAUGUGAGCCAAAUGAAGGAUGUCUUUUCAUGUAGCAAGAAUGGGGGGGGGGGGGUCCUUUUUGCCAUUUAGCAUGACCUCAGUGGUCUGAGAGAUUAUCCAGUAUAGUAUGCAUGGAGCCCUUCAUUUGGGUUGUUGUUGCUUUUUGCAGUGAAUAUACAGUAUUCACUGGUGUGUGUGUCUGUGUGUGUGGUCUUACUAUGCACAACAUGGUUGUAUGCGUAUAUGUUUUAGACUUGGGUUCAGUUCCCUUCCAGUGGCGUGGCAAUGAAUUUCUCCCAUUUGUUCGUGUUCAUUUGGCUUAAGGUGAAGGUUGUACCACCUCCGUUCAGUGUCACGUUCAAAGCACAGCAGUGUAGAUGCAGGGUUAUUCAGAUAUUAUGAUGAUCUCAAUGAAAAUGUUGAGUUGAAAAAAGGCGUCACAUGAUGUCGAUUUAAACUUGAUUCACAGUUUGUUUUUUUCUGUUUUCUGGAUGAAAAAAUAUAAAUAUAAAUAUUUCACAUUCUUACAUAUAGUAAUCCAAGAAUGCCAAAAAGAAGAAAAACUAUUUUUGUAGCGGGGGUCUAGAUGAGUCGAGGGUCCUUAAUGAUAGAAAAUGGAAAAGAAAAAAGUACUUUUUAAAAUCUUGGUCUUAUUUUGGUUCCUUUUUGUUGACAGAAUAAUCGACAUGAUGUUUUAAAAUUAGAUACUCGCCUACUCUGCUGGUCAUAAGGAUUAGUUCAAAAUCAAAUUUCAUCUGAAGACCCAAGCUUCAAACAAACUCAAUGUUUUUCUAUUUCUGAAAUGUUCAGUUUCAGACAUCAGGUAGUAACAUUUUCCCAGACAGACCAACCCAGUCAAACCUGUCAAACCUACCUUGACCUGAAAAGUUUUAAUCAUUUUGAUUUCAGUCAGGACAAAUCAUUGUACUGUACUUUGCACAGUUCUUGGCAAGUAAAGGACCCCAAGAAUUAAACUAGAGGUGACUGCGGUGCUUCUGAUUAGAGGGCUAUUAAAUAAAUAAGCACGAGUGAGAAAGAUUAGAAGUGCCUUUAGUCGUUGCGAUGGGCUGGUCGUGUCCCUGUUACCAUUGGAGCGUUGCUGCGUAAGACGAUACCACAACCACAUGUUGUGCCCCACGGUUCACACAUUUGCCAUUUAUCAAAACGAAGGGGUAUCUGGCAAAUGAACGUAGUUGUUGUGUGUGAUUGUGUGUGUCUGUGUGUGCGUGUUAGAGCAAAUCUGAGCAUGUUAUAGAUAAGAGAGUGGCAGAUAUUAGCUGUGCCUCUUUGGUGUUACAUUUAUAGUUGUUACAUAUUUCUUCUUUCUAUUGUGAGGCCUGUACAGUAGCUUGGAGCACCCAGGCUGGCUUACUUCAGUGUUUGUUUUAUUUCUUGUUUGUUUGUUUGUGUGUCUGGUGUAUGUUUUGAAUUAAACUCAGAAAAGACAUAGAAAUGUGAACAGUACACAUCCGUGGCUCAGACCAGUUUAAAGCUCAUUUGGUAAGCUCUCAAGUUAAUGCAUGCAGCAGUUCUCAGUGUUUUUGUAUUAAGUUAGUGAACAGGUGAUCUGAUUAAAUCAUCCACAUUAUUCAGUUUGUCGGACCAACACUUUUGUGACUGCACUUUUUUUUUUUUCUUUUUUAGCUGUUUCUCACACACAGACCAGUGUGUCGCCCAACAACCGUAAACUAACAGACAGUGGUGAUGCUGAGUAGUUUUAUAGUGUUUUUAGUUGAUAGUUUUUCAUUCAGUAUAUCAGGAAUGAUCGACAUUUUCAUUAUGAUAUCAUCAGAGUAUACAGUGUACAGUAUAAGCUUUUGUUGUUUGCAGUCAACAACUGUCUUGUAAAUCUGAUGCUUUUGACUGAUUGCAAUGUUUUCAUUGUAGAGUUAGUUUUACUGUGUGGACUGUGUAAACUCUGUAGUACUUUUCAAAGCAGCUUUAAGGAGAGCUGCUAGCUCAUUAUGCAAUUCUCAUCUGCACAGCGUAAGUGUCCAACUGAACAUGGAAACACGGAUCCCCCCCCAUCCACCCCCCCCUAAAAAAAUGCAAUUUUCACUCUCUCCUUGUGGUAUUUAAACAUGCAAACAACUGAAGGGUUGUUUAUAUCUACACUAUAUAGACCGAAGUAUUGGGCCACAGCUUAAUCUUUAAAUUAAAGUUUUUUUCAGUCCCUUUGCUGCACGUGCAUAAAAUCAAGCACCUACCCAUGCAGUCUGCCUUUACAAACAUUUGUGAAAUAAUGGAUUGUUAUAAAGAGCUCGCUGAAUUUGAGCUUGGUGCUGUAAUAAUCACUGUUACAACAAGUCGGUUUGUGAAAUUUCUUCCCUCGUAGAUGUUCCGUGAUCAGCUGUAAGUAGGAUUAUUGUUGCAAAGAGAGAGUGUUUAGAAACCAGCUCAGCCAUCAAGUGGCAGACUGCGUAAAGUUACACAGCGGGGUCACAUGGACUGUAAAAGUCACCAACGCUCUCUCAAUUACUGCAGAGCUUCAAACUUCCUCUGACAUUAACAUCAGCACAAAAACUGUGCUGAUGGAGCUUCGUGGCAUGGGUUUCCAGCUUCUGUAGGUGGCCCAGUGCCUCUGACCUUACAGUGUACUUUACAGUAAAGAGAUCUGUUUGCAGUGACUCUGUAUAUUAUCCAGAGUACCCAUGAUUUUUUUUUUUUUUUUUGA